This is a messenger RNA of Anoplophora glabripennis (Asian longhorned beetle), 2622 nucleotides long. RefSeq names its product AFG3-like protein 2 (gene Afg3l2). Gene Ontology annotation, biological process: mitochondrial protein processing; protein-containing complex assembly. The coding region runs from base 106 to 2487 and encodes 793 amino acids. The transcript has 7 exons. Gene Ontology annotation, molecular function: ATP-dependent peptidase activity; ATP hydrolysis activity; ATP binding. The record is from RefSeq and is a predicted model, not a curated record. Lineage: Eukaryota; Metazoa; Arthropoda; Insecta; Coleoptera; Cerambycidae. Gene Ontology annotation, cellular component: m-AAA complex; membrane.
AAGCCACAACUUAAAGGCUAUUUUUUUAAUGUGAUAUAAAAUGAGGUUAUAAAUUUUCUGAAAGUUAUGAGAUGUUAACUUUCAGUAUUUAUUAAAAUCCUAGAAAUGGCAUAUCGGCUUCUAAGUAGUGGUAGAAGAUUAGAAAAUUUAGUUUGGAAAACACUGAAACAGUACAAUGUGAAUUGUCCGCAGCGUAAUUUUUCCUUUAAAAGAGCGGUAUUAGAUGAAUGGAGAUUAUUUUGUGAGAAGCCUCCAAAGGGAUUUGAGAAAUAUUUUAAACCAGGGAGUGGAAAGGAACUUAGACAAGAAUCGAAAGAAGCAAAAGAAACCAAAGAAGUAAAAGGAAAAGAUGCUAAACAGGAACCACCUAAAGAAGCACCUAAACCUCCUCCUCCAUCAGCAAGUUCUAGAAGCCCUGGAGGAGGUUCUAAACCGUACGAACAGUGGUCAUUUGGCCUUUUUGGUGGCACUGGAAGAGGGGGUAGUGGUGGUAAACCGUUUGGCGACAACGAACGGGACAAAUGGUAUAUCUUAGGAGCUGCAGCAGCGAUUGCCUUUUUAGCCACUAUUACAAUGUGGGAAAUGGGCUAUAAAGAAAUAGGUUGGAAGGAAUUUGUCCACAGUUACCUACAGAGAGGAGUUGUUGAAAAACUUGAGGUUGUAAAUAAAAAGUGGGUCCGGGUCAAGUUGUUACCUGGAAACACUGUGGAGGGAGCUAAUGCAAUAUGGUUCAAUAUUGGAAGCGUGGACUCGUUUGAGCGAAAUCUCGAAAAUGCCCAAAUAGAGAUGAGUCUGGAUCCCCCAAACUUCGUCCCUGUCAUAUACAAGAAUGAGCUAGAAGCCGCUAGCCUUUCUGGCAUGCUGCCAACCAUUUUAGUUAUUGGUUUUCUAAUUUAUAUGAUGAGACGAUCUGCGGAAAUGAUGGGAGGCAAAAGAGGAAAGAAGGGUGGGGGUCUCUUUGGCGGAGUUAUGGAAAGCACAGCCAAACUUAUCAAUUCUAAUGAAAUUGGAGUCAAAUUUAAGGAUGUGGCGGGUUGCGAGGAGGCUAAAAUAGAAAUCAUGGAAUUCGUGAAUUUUUUGAAAAAUCCACAGCAGUACAUAGAUCUUGGAGCAAAAAUUCCUAAGGGAGCUAUGCUUACAGGGCCCCCUGGUACUGGUAAAACUCUUCUUGCCAAAGCCACGGCCGGAGAAGCCAACGUUCCGUUCAUUACAGUGUCCGGAUCGGAAUUUUUAGAAAUGUUUGUAGGUGUAGGUCCUUCCAGAGUUAGGGAUUUAUUUUCUAUGGCCCGCAAACACGCUCCUUGUAUCCUGUUCAUUGAUGAAAUCGACGCAGUGGGUCGUAAAAGGGGAGGACGCAGCUUUGGUGGCCAUUCGGAGCAGGAGAACACCCUAAAUCAGCUGUUGGUGGAAAUGGACGGGUUCAACACUACCACAAAUGUCGUAGUACUCGCUGCUACUAACAGAGUUGACAUUCUCGACAAGGCCCUGCUCAGACCUGGACGUUUUGAUAGACAGAUUUUCGUGCCAGCUCCCGAUAUUAAAGGUCGUGCAAGUAUUUUCAAGGUUCACUUAGGACCGUUAAAAACUAACCUGGAUAAAGCGGAUCUUGCGAGAAAAAUGGCCGCACUAACCCCGGGUUUUACCGGCGCCGACAUUGCUAACGUUUGUAACGAAGCGGCUCUCAUAGCGGCGCGAGAUUUAAACGAAACGAUUAACAUGAAACAUUUCGAACAAGCCAUCGAGCGUGUUGUGGCUGGAAUGGAGAAGAAGACAAACGUAUUGUCGCCUGAGGAAAAGAAAACGGUUGCGUACCACGAGGCCGGCCACGCCGUGGCUGGUUGGUUCUUGGAGCACGCCGAUCCUCUCCUCAAAGUUUCUAUUAUACCCCGCGGUAAAGGCUUGGGUUACGCACAGUACUUACCGAAGGAUCAGUAUUUGUACACAAAAGAGCAACUUUUCGACAGAAUGUGCAUGACUUUAGGCGGACGCGUAUCGGAAGAACUAUUCUUUAGCAGAAUCACGACGGGUGCACAGGAUGAUCUCAAAAAAGUGACUCAGAGUGCUUACGCGCAAGUAGUGCACUAUGGCAUGAACGAGAAAGUCGGCAACGUGAGUUUCGAUAUGCCCCGAGAAGGCGAAAUGCAGUUAGAAAAACCUUAUUCGGAAAGUACGGCUCAGUUGAUCGACGUCGAGGUUAGGAAAUUGAUUGACAACGCACAUAAACAUACGACCGAUUUAUUAACCCACCACAAAGACCAGGUCGCCAAAGUGGCAGAGAGACUGUUGAAGCAGGAAAUAAUCAGUCGCGACGAUAUGAUCGAACUGUUAGGCAAGAGGCCGUUCCCGGAAAAAUCCACGUACGAGGAGUUCGUCGAGGGAACCGGUUCGUUUGAGGAAGACACGCAGCUGCCGGAAGGUCUGAAAGAGUGGAAUAAAGAAAAAGCAAAAGAGCCGGCACCCGAGAAAUCGCAACAGCCGACUGUUUGAAAUUAUUUUUUGUUUUUUAUCUUACCCCGUUUUUUUGUAGUUAUAUUUUAUUGUAAAGUAUUGUAAUUAAAUAUUUUUAUUAUCUCUGCAGACGAGAUAUCAAUAAAAUAUGUACUGAUUAAUAGAUCAAACUAA